Messenger RNA from Gracilinanus agilis (Agile Gracile Mouse Opossum), 25821 nucleotides. RefSeq names its product obscurin, cytoskeletal calmodulin and titin-interacting RhoGEF (gene OBSCN). The record is from RefSeq and is a predicted model, not a curated record. The coding region runs from base 191 to 24745 and encodes 8184 amino acids. The transcript is spliced from 104 exons. Gene Ontology annotation, molecular function: guanyl-nucleotide exchange factor activity; protein kinase activity; protein binding. Lineage: Eukaryota; Metazoa; Chordata; Mammalia; Didelphimorphia; Didelphidae. Gene Ontology annotation, biological process: protein phosphorylation.
CACUGCAGGGGCUCCCCAGUACAGCUGCCCCACUCCCUGUGUCUCCACCGGGUCUGAGGGAGAGAGGGAGGGGGAAGAGACCCCAGCCCUCUGCUCCCUCUCUCUCUCUCCAGCUGCUGCCCCCUCCCCAAAAAUCCACCUUGGGACAAGCCUCCAGCCCUGACCACAACCCAGAUUCCAGGAAGCCAAGAUGGAUUACAACACCUUCAGCGGGGCGCCCCGCUUCCUCACCCGGCCCAAGGCUUUCCUGGUGUCGGUGGGCAAAGAUGCCACCCUGAGCUGCCAGAUUGUGGGCAACCCAGUCCCGAUGGUGAGCUGGGAGAAGGACCAGGUGCCUGUGGCCUCGGGCGGGCGCUUCCGUAUGACUGAGGAGGGUGACCUGUACCGCCUGACCAUCGUGGACCUCACCCUGGAGGACAGUGGCCAGUAUAUGUGCCGGGCCCGCAAUUCCAUCGGAGAGGCCUUUGCUGCGGUCAGCCUGCAGGUUGGCGAGGACACCAUGAGAGCCGAGCUAGCUCCCUACUUCCUUCUGCGGCCGACAUCUAUCCGGGUGAGCGUGGGAGAGGAUGCCACCUUCCGCUGCCGCGUGCAGGGCAGUCCUCCGAUGUCAGUCAGCUGGACUAAAGAUGGUCAGCGGCUGGGCGAGCCAUCGUCUCCCGACUUCCACCGCGUGAAGGUUGAGGCUCGGGGUGAAGACAGCUCCCUGAGGAUCCGGGGCGCCCGUCCCCGGGAUGGCGGCACCUACACGGUCUUGGCGGAGAACCCGAUUGGGUCUACCAGUGCGGCGGCCGCCCUCGUGGUAGAUGAGAAGUCCCUCCUCGGUCCCAGGGCUGCCGAUGCCGCCUCUGGGACCACGGCCCUGCUGUCCCACCUCCAGAGGCGGAGGGAGGAGAUGCGAUCCGAGGGCCCCGCUCUGAGCUCCGGCUCGGGGCGCUGGUCCAGCGGGGGCACACGCACAUGCACGGUGACGGAGGGCAAGCAUGCUCGCCUGAGCUGCUACGUGACGGGGGAGCCCAAGCCUGAGACGAUCUGGAAGAAAGAUGGGGAGGUGGUGGUCGAGGGCCGGAGGCACAUGGUUUAUGAAGAUGAGCAGGAGAACUUUGUCCUUAAGAUCCUCUACUGCAAACAGGCGGACAACGGGCUCUACACGUGCACAGCCUCCAAUCUGGUGGGGCAGACCUACAGCUCUGUGCUGGUGGUGGUGAGAGAGCCCACUGUACCCUUCAAGAAGAGACUGCAUGACUUGGAGGUCCGGGAGAAGGAAGCUGCCACCUUCCAGUGUGAGGUGCCCCUUCCUGCCACAGAAGCUUCUUGGUAUAAGGAAGAGACCAGACUGCGGCACAGCAACAAGUACAAUAUCGAGGAGGAAGGCACAUGGCGCCGACUGACGGUGCAAAAUGUCACCACAGAUGACGAUGCUGUCUAUAUCUGUGAGAUGAAGGAGGGCAGCAGGACCAUUGCUGAGCUUUCUGUCCAAGGUAACAUCACCAAGAAGCUUCCAAGGAAGACCAUGGUGCUAACUGGGGACACAGCCAUCUUCUGUGUGGAAUUGGCAGCCUCAGCUGAUCCCAUCCGAUGGCUGAGGAACCAGGAGGAAGUCAAGGCUGGGGACCGCAUAACAAUCACUUCCACAGGCACCUGCCACACACUGACCAUCAAACAGUGCUGCCAGGAGGAUGCUGGGGAGGUAGCCUUUCUGGCUGGCGAAUGCAGGACCUCCACCCAGUUUGUUGUAUCUGCGCCCAGGAAGCCUCCUCCACAAGCCCCCUCCGAACCCGUGGUGAAGUCUAAAACAGACAGCUCUGUGACACUCGGAUGGUCUCAACCACGGCUAGACCGGCCCAUUGCCAUCGACGGCUACCUAGUAGAAAGGAAGAAACUAGGCAGCCAGAGAUGGACUCGGUGCCAUGAGACAGAGAGAAUCUCCACACUCGAGGUGACUGUGAGUGGUCUGAUGGAGGCAGGAGAUUACCAGUUCCGAGUGGCAGCCAUCAACAGCUUUGGCCAGGGUCCCUACCUUGAAUUUCCAGGGACCAUCCACCUGGAACCCCAACUGGCUGUGAAGACACCUUUGAAGGCUAUAGAGGCUGUAGCUGGUGGUGAGGUGACUUUCACUGUGGACCUCACUGUGGCUUCCUUCGGCGAGUGGUUCUUGGAUGGACGGGCCCUGCCAGUCAGUGACAUAUAUGUGAUUCGCUGCAAAGGCACCCAACAUUCCUUGACCAUCAGCCCAGUCCCCGCCAACCUGGAUGGUGCCCAACUCAAAUUUGUGGCCAAUGGUAUAGAAAGCAGUAUCCGGAUGGAGGUCAGAGCCGCUCCGGUGCGCAUCACCAACAAGUCCGCAGCGGUGCAGAAGAUCUCAGCCCGCCUGCACGAGGAGGCGCAGCUCUUGGCGGAGCUGUCCGACCAGGCUGCGGCUGUGACAUGGCUGAAGGACGGUCGGGCCCUGCCCAGUGGGCCCAAAUAUGAGCUCCAGGCCACGGAGCAGCGGCGGGUGUUGCGGGUGCGAGACGUGGCCAGGGACGACGCCGGCCUCUAUGAGUGUCUCAGUCACGGGGACCGCAUCGCUUACCAGCUCUGCGUGCAAGAUCUGGUCCAUUUCCUCCACAAAGAUGUGGCAGGAGGCUCCGUGGAGGCCGUGUUGGGGGGCCAGGCCCAGUUUGAGUGUGAGACAUCAGAGGCCCACGUGAAUGUGCGCUGGUACAAGGAUGGCACCGAACUGGGACGCUCCCAGCGCCUCUUCCAGGAGGACAAGGGAACGAAACACUCCCUGGUGGUGGGCACCGUCACCAGGCAGGAUGAGGGCACGUACGCCUGCAGAGUUGGGGAGGACACUCUGGAGUUCAAGCUCAAGGUCUCUGACAAAGCAGUGAAAUUUAUCAACAAGCCGCCGUCCCCCCCUGAGGUGAUGGUCAGCCCUGGGGGGCAGCUGGAGCUGGCUUGUGAGGUGUCCGAGGCUGGUGGGACUGUGGUGUGGAAGAGGGAGCAGAAGGAGGUAAAGAAGGACCAGAGGACAGAGAUCCACAGCCAGGGCACUCGGCGGACCUUCAUCCUUCGCCAGAUGACCCAUAGCGACCAGGGCACCUACAGCUGCCAUGCUGGGGAUGACCAUGUCACUUUCCAUGUCCGGGUCCAAGAAUCCUCCCUAGUAUUUGCCAAAGAGCAACAAAGCCAGAAUAAGGUACAGGUGAUAUCUGGGGAAAAUGCUACCCUGAGCUGUGAGGUGGCUCAGUCCAAGACAGAUGUUACAUGGUACAAGGAUGGGAAGAAACUGAGCUCAAGCCAGAGGGUUCGACUGCAGGCCCAGGGUAAGAGCCGGCAGCUGGUGGUGCAGCAGGCAGGCAAGGCAGAUGCUGGAGAGUACAGCUGUGAAGCCGGGGGCCAGAGGGUCACCUUCCACCUCAACAUCAAAGAGUCUGCCGUGGUAUUUGCCAAGGAGCAGCAGACACAGAGCAAGGUGGAGGCCGUGGCAGGGGGCAGUGCCACCCUGAGCUGUGAGCUGGCCCAGGCCCACACAGAGGUGACCUGGUACAAGGAUGGGAAGAAACUGAGCCGCAGCCAGAAGGUGCACGUGGAGGCCAAGGGCAAGAGCCGGCAGCUGGUGGUCCAGCAGGCGGGGAAGGAGGAUGCUGGGGAGUACACCUGUGAGGCUGGGGGCCAGAAGGUCACCUUCUGCCUGGAUGUCAAAGAGUCUGUGGCAGUGUUUGCCAAGGAGCAGCAGACACAGAACAAGGUGGAGGCCGUGGCAGGGGGCAGUGCCACCCUGAGCUGUGAGCUGGCCCAGGCCCACACAGAGGUGACCUGGUACAAGGAUGGGAAGAAACUGAGCCGCAGCCAGAAGGUGCACGUGGAGGCCAAGGGCAAGAGCCGGCAGCUGGUGGUCCAGCAGGCAGGGAAGGAGGAUGCUGGGGAGUACAUCUGUGAGGCUGGGGGCCAGAAGGUCACCUUCUGCCUGGACGUCAAAGAGCCUGCCAUGGUGUUUGCCAAGGAGCAGCAGACACAGAACAAAGUGGAGGCCGUGGCAGGGGGCAGUGCCACCCUGAGCUGUGAGCUGGCCCAGGCCCACACAGAGGUGACCUGGUACAAGGAUGGGAAGAAACUGAGCCUCAGCCAGAAGGUGCACGUGGAGGCCAAGGGCAAGAGCCGGCAGCUGGUGGUCCAGCAGGCGGGGAAGGAGGAUGCUGGGGAGUACAUCUGUGAGGUGGAGGCCGUGGCAGGGGGCAGUGCCACCCUGAGCUGUGAGCUGGCCCAGGCCCACACAGAGGUGACCUGGUACAAGGAUGGGAAGAAACUGAGCCGCAGCCAGAAGGUGCACGUGGAGGCCAAGGGCAAGAGCCGGCAGCUGGUGGUCCAGCAGGCGGGGAAGGAGGAUGCUGGGGAGUACAUCUGUGAGGCUGGGGGCCAGAAGGUCACCUUCCGCCUGGAUGUCAAAGAGCCUGCCCUGGUGUUUGCCAAGGAGCAACAGGCACAGAACAAGGUGGAGGCCGUGGCAGGGGGCAGUGCCACCCUGAGCUGUGAGCUGGCCCAGGCCCACACAGAGGUAACCUGGAACAAGGAUGGGAAGAAACUGAGCCUCAGCCAGAAGGUGCAUGUGGAGGCCAAGGGCAAGAGCCGGCAGCUGGUGGUCCAGCAGGUGGGGAAGGAGGAUGCUGGGGAGUACAUCUGUGAGGCUGGGGGCCAAAAGGUCACCUUCCGCCUGGAUGUCAAAGAGACUACAGUGGUAUUUGCCCAAGAGCAGCAGACUCAGAGCAAGGUGGAGGCCGUGGCAGGGGGCAGUGCCAUCCUGAGCUGUGAACUGGCCCAGGCCCACACAGAGGUGACCUGGUACAAGGAUGGGAAGAAACUGAGCCCCAACCAGAAGGUGCACAUGGAGGCCAAGGGCAAGAGCCGGCAGCUGGUGGUCCAGCAGGUGGGGAAGGAGGAUGCUGGGGAGUACAUCUGUGAGGCUGGGGGCCAGAAGGUCACCUUCCACCUGGAUGUCAAAGAGUCCCUAGUUGUGUUUGCCAAGGAACAAAAGACUCAGAGCAAGGUAGAGACCAUGGCAGGGGGCAGCAUCACCCUGAGCUGUGAGCUGGCCCAGGCCCACACAGAGGUGACCUGGUACAAGGAUGGGAAGAAACUGAGCCGCAGCCAGAAGGUGCACGUGGAGGCCAAGGGCAAGAGCCGGCAGCUGGUGGUCCAGCAGGCAGGGAAGGAGGAUGCUGGGGAGUACAUCUGUGAGGCUGGGGGCCAGAAGGUCACCUUCUGCCUGGACGUCAAAGAGCCUGCCAUGGUGUUUGCCAAGGAGCAGCAGACACAGAACAAGGUGGAGGCCGUGGCAGGGGGCAGUGCCACCCUGAGCUGUGAGCUGGCCCAGGCCCACACAGAGGUGACCUGGUACAAGGAUGGGAAGAAACUGAGCCGCAGCCAGAAGGUGCACGUGGAGGCCAAGGGCAAGAGCCGGCAGCUGGUGGUCCAGCAGGCGGGGAAGGAGGAUGCUGGGGAGUACAUCUGUGAGGCUGGGGGCCAGAAGGUCACCUUCCACCUGGAUGUCAAAGAUUCUGUGGUGGUAUUUGCUAAGGAACAGAAGAUGCAGAAUGAGUUACAGGCCAUGGCAGGGGGCAGUGCCACCCUGAGCUGUGAGCUGGCCCAGGCCCACACAGAGGUGACCUGGUACAAGGAUGGGAAGAAACUGAGCCGCAGCCAGAAGGUGCACAUGGAGGCCAAGGGCAAGAGCCGGCAGCUGGUGGUCCAGCAGGCGGAGAAGGAGGAUGCUGGGGAGUACAUCUGUGAGGCUGGGGGCCAGAAGGUCACCUUCUGCCUGGACAUCCAAGAACCAGAAGCAAAAGCAGCUGAGAAACCUGCCAAGAGGGAGCCACUGGUCGUGCGAGAGCAUGAGGACAUCAUUCUGUCUGCCACGGUCUCAUCGGCCACAGCCACGGUCACGUGGCUGAAGGAUGGGCUGGAGAUCAGGCACAGCAAGCGCUAUGAGCUGUCCAGUGAGGGAGCCAGCCACACUCUCACUGUCCAUGAUGCCCAGACCCAAGACAGUGCCAUCUACACCUGCAGGGCCAACAAGGAGAAGCAAGACUUCACUGUCCAGGUGGAAGAGGUCCCUGUGAAAUUUGCCCGCCCUCUGGAACCAGUGAGUGGAGAGGUUGGACAGACAGUGGUUCUGUCCUGUGAGCUGAGCCAGGCCCUGGGCGAUGUGGUAUGGCGCUGCGGUGGGACGGAGAUCCGUCCUGGCAAGAGAUUCCAGAUGGGCGCGGAGGGGCCCCGGCGCACCCUCACCAUCGUGGGCCUGAGGGCCGAGGAUGAGGGCGAGUACUGCUGCGAGAGUCGCAACGACAAGACCACCACCCGACUGACAGCCGUGGUCCCCCGAGUGGCCAAGUUCACAUCAGGCUUGAGCAAUGCAGUCUCUGAAGAGGGCUGUGAAGCCACGUUCCAGUGUGUGGUUGCCCCCAGUGAUGCCAUGGUGGUCUGGCGUCGGAAUGGUGUGAAGCUGGAGUCUGGCACCAAGUACGUCAUCUCUCAGAGUGACGCUAGCCACAGCCUCAUCAUCACUGCCCUGACCCUCGAAGAUGCUGGCCAGAUCACAGCUGAAGCCGAAGGGGUCACCACAACGGCCAGUCUCAAAGUUCGAGAGGCUCCAGUGUUGUUCAAGAGAAAGCUGGAGCCAAUGACAGUGGAAGAGAAGGGCUCGGUGACAUUAGAAGUGGAGCUGACCAAGCCUUGUUCUUCCGUGAGGUGGACUCGGAACAGUGCCGCCUUGGUACCCAGUGAGAAUGUAGAGAUCCGGGCCGAAGGCACACGCCAUAGCCUGCUCCUUAAGAAUGUGAGCUUCUCUGACCGGGGCUUUUUUGGCUGUGAGACACCUGAUGACAAGACUCAGGCUAAGCUCAAUGUGGAGAUGCGUCAGAUCCGGCUGGUACGGGGCCUGCAGGCCUUGGAGGUACAAGAACAGGGAACAGUAUCCUUGGAGGUAGAGCUCUCCCAUGGUGAUGUGGAAGGCAGCUGGACCCGGGAUGGCCUGAAGCUGAAGUCUCAGGAUAACUGCUCUAUCACGGUCCAGGGUGUGAUUCACAAACUGACCCUGUGCUCCCUGGGCCUGGAGGAUGCUGGACUCAUAGCCUUCAAGGCAGAGGGAGUCCACACAUCUGCAAGGCUCACUGUCACUGAGCUUCCUGUGAAGUUCAGCCAGCCCCUGCAAGACAUGGUGGUUACGGAGAAGGAAAAGGUCACUCUGGAGUGUGAAUUAUCUCGAGCCAACCAUGAUGUCAAGUGGUUGAAGGAUGGAGUGGUGCUUCGAGUGGGGAAAACACUGGGAAUUAUUUCUCUGGGGACCAAGAGGAGCCUUGUCAUCCACAAGUGUGAGUUUGGAGACCAAGGUACCUAUGUAUGUGAUGCUGGUGAUGCCAAGACUUCAGCCACACUGCAGGUGCAAGGAACGACCUACUCCUUACUCUACCGGAAAGUCAUGGUGGAAGAUGCGGCCGAGAUCAAAUUUGUGGCAGAGAAUGCAGAAUCUCGAGCCCAGCUCAGAGUGAAAGAGCUGCCUGUGGUUAUUGUGCGACCACUGAGGGACAAAAUUGCCAUGGAGAAGCACCGGGGAGUGCUAGAAUGCCAGAUGUCAAGAGCCAGUGCCCAGGUGCGAUGGUUCAAGAAGGAUGUGGAGCUCCAUGCUGGGCCCAAGUAUGAGAUAGUCAGCGAUGGCAUCUAUCGGAAACUCAUCAUCAAUGAUGCUCAGCCAGAGGAUGAGGACACAUAUACCUGUGAUGCUGGCGAUGCUAAGACCAGCGCUCAUUUCUAUGUGGAAGAACAAUCCAUUACCAUUGUAAGGAACCUGAAAGACAUGGAAGUGAUGGAACCAGCUCCAGCCUGGUUUGAGUGUGAGAUCUCCAUUCCCUCCGUCCGUCCCCCCAAGUGGCUACUGGGCAAGACGGUGCUGCAAGCUGGGCGAGAUGUGACCAUUGAACAAGUAGAGACAGUCCACCGCCUGACCCUCCACCGGACCUGCUCCACCAUGACAGGCCCUGUGCAUUUCACCAUUGGCAAAUCCAAGUCCACAGCUCAGCUCAUUGUCUCAGACAUCCCUGUGCUGCUGAUCCGGAAAAUGGAGGACAAAACUGGCCAGGAGCAGCAGUCUGUGGUCCUGUCUUGUGAUUUCAAGCCUGCUCCUAAGGCAGUGCAGUGGUAUAAGGGUGACACCCCUCUUGAGCCCUCUGAGAAGUACAAGAUGAAGCUGGAGAAUCACAUGGCAGAGUUGCGGAUUCUGCGGCUCACGCCCAGUGAUGCUGGUGUCUACCGGUGCCAGGCUGGCAAUGCCAACAGCAGUGCCACAGUCACUGUGGAAGCUCGUGAAGUAGCAGUGAUACAGCCCCUCCGGGAUGUGGAGGCGACGGAGGAGGGCAGUGCCAGCUUCUCAUGCGAGCUGUCUCAUGAAGAUGAGGAGGUGGAGUGGCUCCUGAAUGGGACUCUGCUCUACAAUGACAGCUUUCAUGAAAUCUGCCACACGGGAAGAGGCCAUACACUGGUGCUUAAGCGUGUGAGCCUGGCAGACUCGGGCACCGUGAGUCUCAAGUCAGCCAAGGUGUCGCAGUCAGCCCGACUGACGGUGAAAGAGAAGCCUGUCGUGUUCCUCAAGCCCCUGGAUGACAUGGCAGGAGAAGAGAGGGGCACGCUGGCUCUGGAGUGUGAAGUCUCUCACCCCAAGGCACAAGCCAUCUGGCGGAAGGAUGGGGUGGAGCUGGGCAUCAGCGACAAAUACGAUAUCCUGCACACCGACCGGACCCGGGGUCUGGUGAUACACGACCUCUCUCGGGAUGACGCUGGCCUCUAUACCUGUGACAUCGGCACUGACCUGACCCGCUCCCAGGUCAGCGUGCAUGAGCUGCACAUUGGCAUCACCAAACGCCUGAAGACCACAGAGGUGCAGGAGGGAGAGAGCUGCACCUUGGAGUGCAUCCUGUCCCACCAGAGUGCUGGUGAUGUGGGCACUUGGACAGUCAAUGGGAAAGAGGUGGGUGGCUCUGGCCGUUUCCGAGCCUCGUGCCAAGGCCGCAAAUACACCCUCACCCUCCGAGAGGCAGCCUUGACGGACGCUGGCGAGGUGGUGUUCACCGUCCGGGAUCUCACUUCUAAAGCAUCCCUGAUCAUCAAAGAGAUCCCUGUAAGGUUCGUAGUCGGACUCCAAAGUACAGAGUCCAUAGAAGGAGCCUCCACCACAUUGCAGUGUGAGCUGAGCAAGGCAGCUCCAGUGGAAUGGAAGAAAGGUGAAAAGAGGCUCCGAGCCAGUGACAGAUACAGCCUGAGGCAGGAUGGGGCUCUGUGUGAGCUGGCCAUCCAUAGCCUUGACGUGGAUGACACUGGGGACUUCACCUGUGUGUGUGGAGAAGAGAAGAGCACAGCCACCUUGACAGUGAAGGCCCUGCCUGCCAAAUUCUUGGAAGGCCUGGAGAGCACCGAGGCCACAGAAGGGGCCACAGCCACACUGCGGUGUACACUGAGUAAGGCAGCUCCAGUGGAGUGGAGAAAGGGUCUGAAGAGACUCCGAGCCAGUGACAGAUACAGCCUGAGGCAGGACGGGGCUCUCUGUGAAUUGGUGAUCCAUAAACUAGACGUAGAUGAUUCAGGAGACUACACCUGUGUGAGUGGAGAAGCAAAGACCACGGCCACCUUGACAGUGAAGGCUCUUCCAGCUCACUUCAUAAAAGGCCUAAAGAUCAUGGAGGCCACAGAAGGGUCUAUGGUUGCCCUCUGCUGUGAGCUGAGCAAGGUUGCCCCUGUGGAGUGGAGGAAGGGGUCAGAAAAGCUUCAGAACAGUGACAGAUACAGCCUGAGGCAGGAUGGGGGUGUGUGUGAGCUGCUGAUCCACAGGCUGGACUUGGAUGAUGCUGGAGACUACACCUGUGUGUGUGGAGAAGAGAAGACCAAGUCAACAUUGACUGUUAAGGCCCUGCCUGCCAAGUUCAUGAAGGUUCUUCAGAGCACUGAGGCCACAGAAGGGUCCAUGGUCACCCUGCACUGUGAGCUGAGCAAAGCAGCCUCUGUGGAAUGGAAGAAGGGGUCAAAGAAGCUUCAGUCCAGUGACAGAUACAGCCUGAGGCAGGAUGGGGGUGUGUGUGAGCUGAUUAUCCACAAGCUAGACAUGGAUGAUGCUGGAGACUACGCCUGUGUGUGUGGAGAAGAGAAAACUACAGCAUCUCUGACAGUCAAGGCUUUGCCUGCCCAGUUCACAAAAUGUUUGUGGAGCAUAGAGGCAAAGGAAGGGGCCACAGCAACACUACAUUGUGAGCUGAGCAAGGCAGCCCCUGUGGAGUGGAGCAAAGGGCCAGAGAAGAUUCAAAGCAGUGACAGAUACAGCCUGAGGCAGGAUGGGGCUAUGUGUGAGCUGGUGAUCCUGAAUCUUCAUCUCAAUGAUGCAGGGGACUAUAUUUGUAUGUGUGGAAAGGAAAAGACCACAGCAAGCUUAAUUGUGAAGGCCCUGCCUGCCAAGUUCAUAAAAGUUCUCCAGAGCACUGAGGCCACAGAAGGGUCCAUGGUCACCCUGCACUGUGAGCUGAGCAAAGCAGCCCUUGUGGAGUGGAGGAAGGGGCUAGAGAAGCUUCAUUCCAGUGACAGAUACAGCCUGAGGCAGGAUGGGGGUGUGUGUGAGCUGGUAAUGCACAAGCUGGACAUGGAUGAUGCUGGAGACUACACUUGUGUGUGUGGAGAAGAGAAGACCAAGACAACCUUGACUGUCAAGGCCCUGCCUGCCAAGUUCAUAAAAGUUCUCCAGAACAUUGAAGCCAUAGAAGGGUCCAUCAUCACUCUAUAUUGUGAGCUGAGCAGGACAGCCCCUGUGGAGUGGAGGAAGGGGCUAGAAAAGCUUCAUUCCAGUGACAGAUACAGCCUGAGGCAGGAUGGGGGUGUGUGUGAGCUGGUAAUCCACAAGCUGGACAUGGAUGAUGCUGGAGACUAUACUUGUGUGUGUGGAGAAGAGAAGACCAAGGCAACCUUGACUGUCAAGGCCCUGCCUGCCAAGUUCGUAAAAGUUCUCCAGAACACUGAAGCCACAGAAGGGUCCAUCAUUACUCUAUAUUGUAAGCUGAGCAGGACAGCCCCUGUGGAGUGGAGGAAGGGACUAGAAAAGAUUCAGUCUAGUGACAGAUACAGCCUGAGGCAGGAUGGGGGUGUGUGUGAGCUGGUGAUCCACAGACUGGACAUGGAUGAUGCUGGAGACUACACUUACCUGCCUGCCAAGUUUGUGAAAGUUCUCCAGAGCACUGAGGCCACAGAAGGGUCCAUAUUCACCCUACAUUGUGAGCUGAGCAAAGCAGCCUCUGUGGAGUGGAAGAAGGGGCCAGAAAAGCUUCAGACCAGUGACAGAUACAACUUGAGGCAGGAUGGGCCUGUGUGUGAGCUGGUGAUCCAUAGGCUGGACAUGGCUGAUGCUGGAGACUACACCUGUGUGUGUGGAGAAGAGAAGACCAAGGCAACCUUGACUGUCAAGGCACUGCCUGCCAAGUUCAUGAAGGUUCUUCAGAGCACUGAAGCCACAGAAGGGUCCAUGGUCACCCUGCACUGUGAGCUGAGCAAAGCAGCCCCCCCUGUGGAGUGGAGGAAGGGGCUAGAGAAGCUUCAGUGCAGUGACAGAUACAGCUUGAGGCAGGAUGGGACUGUGUGUGAGCUGAUGAUCCACAAGCUGGACAUGGAUGAUGCUGGAGACUACACCUGUGUGUGUGGAGAAGAGAAGACCAUAGCAUCUCUGACUGUCAAGGCCCUUCCUCCCCAGUUCAUACAGGUUCUGAGGGCUAUGGAAGUCACAGAAGGGGAUAAAGUCAUUCUAAAAUGUGAACUAAACCAACCAGCCCCUGUGGAGUGGAGGAAGGGGCUAGAGAAACUUCAAACCAGUGUCAGACACAACCUGAGGCAGGAUGGAGCUAUGUGUGAGCUGAUGAUCCAUGGGGUGGACAUGGACGAUGCUGGAGACUACACCUGUGUGUGUGGAGAAGAGAAGACCAAGGCGACAUUGUCUGUGAAGGCCCUCCCCAGCAAGUUCACGGAAGAACUCCAGGCCACAGAGGCCACAGAAGGGACCACCACCACACUGCGCUGCCAACUGAACAAGACAGCCCCUGUAGAGUGGAGGAAAGAGUCCCAGAAGCUUCAAGCCAGUGACAGAUACAGCCUGAGGCAGGAUGGGGCUGUGUGUGAGCUGGUGAUCCACAGUCUGGACAUGGAUGAUGCCGGAGACUACACCUGUGUGUGCGGAGAGGAGCAGACCUCUGCAACUCUGACAGUGAAGGCCCCACCUGCCAAGUUUAUAGAAGGACUGAAGUGUAUGGAGGCCACAGAAGGGUCCAUGACCACCCUACACUGUGAGCUGAGCAGGGCAGCCCCUGUGGAGUGGAGGAAAGGGCUAGAGAAGCUUCAAGCCAGUGACAGAUAUAGCCUGAGGCAGGAUGGGGCUGUGUGUGAGCUGGUGAUCCACAGGCUGGACAUGGAUGACACAGGAGACUAUAUAUGUGUGUGUGGAGAGGAAAGAACCACAGUGACUCUGAAUGUAAAAGCCCAGACAGUGGUGUUCCGGAAGCCCUUGAAGAGCCAGCAGGCUGAGGAGGGCGAGACAGCCACCCUGCGGUGUGAACUUUCUAAGCCUGAUGUCCCAGUGAUCUGGAGCAAAGGUGGCCUGGAGGUUCAGGCUAGUGAGAGGGUCCAGGUCCGUCAAAGGGGUUGUAUCGCCGAGCUGCUGAUCCACCACCUGCAGCUGGAGGACACAGGCGACUACAGCUGUGACUGUGGGGACCAGACCACCAGUGCCACCCUGACUGUCAAAGCCCUGCCUGUGGUGUUCCGUAAGAAGCUGAGGGCCCAGGAUGUGGAAGUGGGCUCCACCGUCCGGCUACACUGUGAGCUUAGCAAGGAGAGCGCAAACGUGGAGUGGAAGAAGGGAGCAGUCCAGCUGUUCCCCUGUGCCAAAUAUGAGAUGGUGCUCGAGGGGACUGUAGCUGAGCUCCUCAUCCAUGAUGCUGAGCAGGAAGACACGGGAGACUACACAUGUGAUACAGGGGACCAGCAGACUACUGCCUCUCUUACAGUGAAUGCCCCCAAGCCCAAAUUCAAGACCCGUCUGCAUAGUGAAGAACUAGAGGAAGGCACUACGGCCCGACUGCACUGUGAACUGAGCAUGGCCCAGUCCACUGUGGAGUGGAGGAAGGAGGGCGAACUGCUCCGGCCUGGCUCCAAGUAUGAGAUGAGGAAGGAAGGAAGUGUCUGUGAGCUUCUGAUACAUGGCCUGGAGGCCAAGGACACUGGCGAGUACGCCUGUGUGGCUGGGGAUCAGAAGACCCUGGCUACAGUCAAGGUGAAAGAACCUGAAGUGACCAUUGUCAAAGAAUUGACAAACAUGGAGGUAUUUGCUGAUGAGGACGUGGAAUUCCGCUGUGAGGUCUCCAGGGAGAAGGCAGGGAAUGUGGAAUGGAAGCUCCAAGGCUUGGCCUUGCAGAACAAUGAGAUGAAUGAGAUCUCAGUGGUGGGAGGCCGGACACACACACUGAGACUGAGGAAUGUGACACCAGAGGACACGGGCACCAUUUCCUUCUCUGUGGGCCGCCACACAACAACAGCAGAGCUCAUUGUCAAAGCACCCGAGGUCAACAUUGUGGAGCCCCUUCAGGACAUGAAGCUGUGUGAGGGUGAGGAUGCCAAGUUUGUUUGCCGGCUGUCAAGGGCCCCGGGGCAGGAGGUCCAGUGGCGCCUGGGCGGCGUGCCCCUCCAGUCCAAUGAGAUGAACGAGAUCACUGUGGAGCGUGGCACUGUCCACACACUCACCCUCCGGAAGGUGACUGUAGAGGACGCUGGCGUGGUCAGCUUUCACGUGGGGACCAUCAGCUCAGAGGCCCAGCUCUGCAUCACAGCCAAGAACACCAUUGUCCGGGGCCUGGAGAAUGUGGAGGCGGUGGAAGGAGGCGAGGCCCUAUUUGAGUGCCAUCUUGCCAAGCCAGAAAUUGCCAAUCACAGUUGGCUGAUGGAUGACGUACCGGUGAAAACCUCAGAAAAUAUUGAGAUGGUCUACUUUGAAAAUGGCCGGAGGCACCUGCUCCUGCUGAAGAACCUGACUCCGCAGGACAGCUGCCGAGUGACCUUCCUAGCCAAUGAUAUGGUCACUUCUGCUUUUCUGACCGUCAAAGGCCUCCCUGAGCCUCCCGAAGAUGCCGAGGUAGUAAAACAGAGUGGCCACUCAGUGACCUUGUCGUGGGCAGCACCAGGGAGUGAUGGCGGUGCUGGCCUACUUGGGUACAAGGUAGAAAUGAAGACGGCGACAGGUGAAUGGCAGCCAUGCUACAAAGACUUGAUCCCAGGGACUGAGUGUGUGGUGAGCGACCUGGUCCCUGGGCAGCCCUACCGCUUCCGAAUCGCAGCUGUAGGUCAGGCAGGCGUAGGAGAGCCCGUGCACCUGCCUCAGACUGUAAAGCUUGGUGAGUGGCCUUCCAUUGCCCCUGUAGAGGCAGUUGCCUCAGCCUCAGUAAGCAAGAUGGUGGUGGUUGGGGAGGAAGCUCACCUGGAGUGUGAGGUGGUAGGUGAGAUGCAGGAGGUGACCUGGAGGAAAGGAAAUGAGGUGAUCCAACCUGGAGGCCGCUAUGAGCUUAUCUCCAAAGGCAAGAAGCAAGUACUAGUAAUCCAUGGGUUCCAGCCUGAUGACCAAGGCUCCUACACCUGCAGCUCCACUAGCAGCAAGGCCCCAGCUGCUGCCUCCUUUGAAGGUAUGCCUACAGAGGCCUUGUCUGAUGGCCUUGCCCAGCCCAGCUUGCCCCCUGAGGCAGCCCAGGAGGGUGACCUGCACCUCUUGUGGGAAGCUCUCGCCAAAAAGCGCCGCAUGAGCCGGGAGCCCACUCUGGACUCAAUCAGCGAGCUGCCGGAGGAGGAUGAGCGGCUGCAGAAGCUAAGGCGAGAAGUAGAGGAAGCCGUCCAGGACUUCUCUGAGGGCUACUCCACUCCCGACGAGCUAACCCGCACAGGCGAGGCUGACCUCUCACACACCAGUUCUGAUGACGAGUCCCGGGCUGGCACCCCGUCCCUCGUCAGCUACCUCAAAAAGGCAGGAAAGCCCGGGAGCAAGGCCAAGGCCCCUGGGGCCGCCCCUGCAAACAAGCCCAGGAAACCGUGGGAGCAGACCGAGGCUGAGCCUGCAGCCACCCCUAAGCUACCUGGCGACCUGACCGCUGAGCUUCUGGAGGACCCCUCCAUGGAUAAGGCGGCCAUAAAAAUCCAGGCCGCUUUCAAGGGCUACAAGGUGAGAAAGGAGAUGAAGCAAAAUGAGGGUCCCAGCUUCCGGGAUACUUUUGGGGACAUCACAGUGGAAGCAGGAGGCUCCCUGCACCUAGAGUGCGUGGCUGUCAGCAAGACAGACGUGAAGACAUCCUGGCUCAAGGACGGAGUAGAGCUCACAGACGGACGGCACUACCACAUCGACAACUACGGCGAUGGCACUUGCUCCCUGCUGGUCACUGGUCUGGAGGCCAGUGACGCCGGCUGCUAUACCUGCCAGGUGACCAACAAGUUCGGUCGCAUCUCUCAUAGCGCCCGAGUGACAGUAACUGGGACUGCCGUGACCAGCGGGGCCGAGAGCGAGGCGGAGAGCUCAUCGGGCAGCGAAGUGGAUGACGCUUUCCGCCGGGCCGCCCGAAGACUGCACCGUCUCUUCCGGACCAAGGCCACUUCAGAAGUGUCCGACGAGGAGCUCUUCCUCAGCGCCGAGGAGGGCAGUGUGGACCUGGAGGAGCCCAGUGACUGGCAAACCUACCGGGAAGAUGACCGCUAUAUCUACAUCCGGUUUGAGACUGCCAACGAGGCCCGCCAGGCAACCACUCGCUUCCAGGAGAUGUUUGCAGCCCUGGGCAUUCUGGUGGAGAUCGACAUUCUGGAGCAAGGGCCCCGCAAGGUGGAGAUGCGCAUCGUGAAGGUGGCACCAGCCCCAGCCGGCCAGCUCGCCUUCCCCACAGCCCCCAAGGAGCACCCUUCGAUGCUGAUGACCUCUGACACAGCCCCUGUUUUCCUGACGGAGCUACAGAACCAAGAAGUACAGGAUGGCUAUCCUGUGAGCUUUGACUGUGUGGUGGCUGGCCAACCAGUGCCCAGCGUGCGCUGGUUCAAAGAUGGCAAGGUGCUAGAAGAGGAUGACCACUAUAUGAUCAAUGAGGACCAGCAAGGUGGCCACCAACUGAUCAUCACAGCUGUGGUACCUGCCGACAUGGGUGUCUACCGCUGCCUGGCUGAGAACAGCAUGGGUGUCUCUUCUACCAAGGCUGAGCUCCGUGUAGACCUGACAAGUACGGACUACGAUACAGCAGCUGAUGCUACGGAGACUUCUUCCUAUUUCAGUGCUCAGGGCUACCUGUCCAGUCGAGAACAAGAAGGUGCAGAGUCAACUGCAGAGGAAGGUCAGCUGCCCCAAAUUCUAGAGGAGCUCCAGGACAUCCAAGUGGCCCCGGGAGCCCGGCUGGCUAAAUUCCACCUCAAGGUCAAAGGGUACCCAAUGCCCCGGCUCUACUGGUUCAAGGAUGGUCAGCCCUUAUCUACCUCCUCCCGGAUUCUCAAGACUGAUAAGAAGACCGUUCACACUCUAGAAAUCCACAAUAUCACAAAGGAAGAUGCUGGAGAGUAUUCUGCCUAUAUCAGGAAUGCUGUGGGCUCUGCCUACUCCUCUGCCCGGCUGCUGGUCCAGAGUCCCAAUGAGCCAGAAAAGAAGAUAGACUCAGAUUUUCAUGAACAACUUGUGCCUCCAAGAUUCCUGGAAAGAUUUACCAAUAAGAAAGUGAAGAAGGGCUCUAGCAUCACCCUCUCAGUGAAAGUGGAAGGGCAGCCCCCUCCAACAGUGAACUGGCUAAAGGAAGAAGCCAAUGAAAAUGUCCUCUGGAUCCAAGCUGACACUCCAGGCUACAAGGUAGCCAGCUCCAACCUUCAGCAUAGCCUCAUCCUCCUGGACAUAGGGAAACAGCAUGAGGGUUCCUACACAUGCAUUGCCACGAAUGGGGCUGGGCAGUCCAUCUGCUCUGCCACCCUGAAAGCAGAUGGGGCAGCCAGAGGACAGAAGAAAGUCAAGGAAGCCCUGAUUUCAAACCUGCUGCAGGGAGCUGGAGCCAGCUCAGUCCAGACAUCAGAAACCACAGGCUUUAACGAGGUUGACCAGGCAAAGAAAGGAGUGCUGUCAGAAGCUCCUGAGGGCCGAGGCCACAUUUCCCUUGCUGAUGUUGGAACUGAAGAAUUCCUCCAGAAGUUGACAUCCCAGAUCACUGAGAUGGUGUCUGCCAAAAUCACUCAAGCCUCUCUCCGGGUCCCUGGAGGGGAGAGUGAUGAUGAAUCCAAGACCCCUUCCCCAUCUCCCCGGCAUGGCCGGUCCCGACCUUCCUCGAGUGUCCAAGAGUCCUCUUCUGAGUCUGAAGAUGGAGAUGCCAGAGGGGAGAUCUUUGACAUCUAUAUGGUCACAGCCAACUACCUGCCUUUGGGAGCAGAUCCAGAGGCCAUUACAUUAAGGGAAGGCCAGUAUGUGGAGGUCCUUGACUCAGCCCAUCCACUCAAAUGGCUUGUUCGAACUAAGCCCACCAAGUCCAGUCCUUCUCGCCAAGGCUGGGUGUCACCUGCUUACCUGGACAAGAGGCUAAAGCUUUCACCAGAGUGGGCAGCUGCCGAAGUGCCCGAGUUCCCUGGAGAACCAGUUUCAGAGGACGAAUAUAAGAAGAGACUAAAUGUUGUCAUCCAGGAUCUGCUGAGCUCCGAGAAGGACUUUGUCAGUGCCCUGAACUUCGUGCAGACCCACCAUCUGCAGCAUCUGGAGUCCUGCCCCAGUGUACCUGCCUCUGUGUCCAGCCAGAAACCCAUUAUCUUCCGGAACAUAAGCGACAUUGGCCUCUUCCAUGCCGAGCGCUUUCUCCAGGAGUUACAAAAGUGUGACACAGAUGACGACGUAGCCAUGUGCUUCAUCAAGAACGAAGGAGACUUUGAAAAGUACAUCCAGUACCUGGUGGGCCGUGUGCAGGCCGAGUCUGUGGUGGUCAGCAAGGCUGUCCAGGAGUUCUACAAGAAAUAUUCGGAGGAGAAGCUUUCAGGAGCGGAUCCCUCCCAGCCUCCCUUGCCUCCCUUGCAGCACUACCUGGAGAAACCUAUCCACCGGAUCCAGCAAUACCAGACCGUUAUCAAGGAUCUGAUCCGGAAUAAGGCGCGAAAUGGUCAGAACUGUGCCCUGCUCGAGCAAGCCUAUGCAGUUGUGUCUGCCCUGUCCCAGCGGGCCGAGAACAAGCUCCACGUCUCCCUCAUGGAGAACUACCCGGGGACUCUGGAGGCCCUGGGGGAGCCCAUUCGCCAGGGUCACUUCAUUGUAUGGGAGGGUGCCCCAGGGGCCAGGAUGGCCUGGAAGGGCCACAACCGGCAUGUCUUCCUCUUCCGGAACCAUCUGGUAAUCUGUAAGCCGAAACGCGACUCCAGGACAGACACCUAUAGCUAUGUCUUCAGAAGCAUGAUGAAGCUGAGCAACAUUGACGUGAAUGACCAGGUGGAGGGGGAUGACCGGGCCUUCGAGGUUUGGCAUGAGCGGGAAGACUCAGUGCGCAAGUACCUGCUGCAGGCACGUACUGUCAUCAUCAAGAAUUCCUGGGUAAAGGAGAUCUGUGGCAUCCAGCAGCGGCUCUCCUUACCUGUCUGGAAUCCUCCAGACUUUGAGGAAGAGCUAGCAGACUGCACAGCCAAGCUGGGUGAGACUGUCAAGCUGGCCUGCCGGGUGACCGGGAUCCCAAAGCCCAUUGUCAGCUGGUAUAAAGAUGGGAAACCAGUGGAUGUAGACCGUCACCACAUCUUCAUAGAGGACCCCGAUGGUUCCUACGCCCUCAUCCUGGACAACCUAACGGGUGUGGACUCGGGACAAUACAUGUGCUUUGCUGCCAGUGCAGCUGGCAAUGCCAGUACCCUGGGGAAGAUCCUCGUGCUAGUCCCUCCACGAUUUGUGAACAAAGUCCGAAAUGCCCACUUCGUGGAAGGUGAAGACAUCCAGUUUACAUGCACCAUCGAGGGAGCUCCUUCUCCCCAGAUCAGGUGGUACAAGGAUGGCACUCCGUUGACCGAGAGCAGCAAAUACCAGAUGUUCAAUGAACCCCGGAGUGGGGUGCUGGUACUAGUGAUCAAGAAGGCCUGCCGGGAGGACAUGGGAUAUUACGAGUGUGAGCUGUCCAACAAGCUAGGAUCGGCCCGCAGUGGAGCUGAGCUGUCAGUGCAGAGUACAGCCUUACUGGCCCAGGAGAAGAGAGGAGAGCAGGCUAUCACCAUCGAAGAACCCCCAUCCAUGCAGGUGACUAUUGAAGAUAUACAGGCUCAGGCUGGGGAAACAGCAAAGUUCCAGGCAAUCAUUGAAGGGCACCCUCAGCCCAUAGUGGCCUGGUACCAGGGCAGCACCUUGUUGACCAGCAGCCCCCGAGUCUUCCAAGAACAACAAGGCACGAACUAUUCCCUGGUCUUGAAGGAGGUCACCCAGCAGGACGCGGGCAUCUACACCUGCCUGGCCCGGAACCCCAGCGGGGAGGUCUUGUGCAAAGCAGAACUGCUGGUCCAGGGAGGUGAGUGGCAGGGAGCAGAGAAGCAGAGUUACCGAAGAAAGCUCCACUCCUUCUACGAAGUCAAGGAGGAAAUUGGAAGGGGUGCUUUUGGCUUUGUGAAGAGGGUUGAGCACAAAGGCAACAAGGUGUCCUGUGCUGCGAAGUUCAUCCCGCUUCGGAGCAAGACCCGGGCCCAGGCGUACCGGGAACGAGACAUCCUGGCCACCUUGAACCACAAGCUGGUCACCCAGCUCCUGGAUGAGUUUGAGACCAGGAAAACGCUGAUUCUGAUCCUGGAGCUGUGUUCCUCUGAAGAGCUUCUGGACCGCUUAUACAAGAAGAAUGUGGUGACUGAAACUGAGGUGAAGGUAUAUAUAAAGCAGGUUUUAGAAGGCCUCAAGUACCUCCAUGACAAUGACAUCCUGCACUUGGAUAUUAAGCCUCCUAACAUCCUAAUGGCUCACCCAACUAAGGAAGAUAUUAAAAUCUGCGAUUUUGGCUUUGCCCAAAAAAUCACCCCCUCAGAGCCCCAAUACAGCAAAUUUGGUGCCCCAGAGUUUGUCUCUCCAGAAAUUAUUGCCCAGACCCCUGUGACGACCACAUCAGAUAUCUGGGCUGUUGGUGUCAUCACCUACUUAAGUUUGACCUGCACAUCCCCGUUUGCUGGUGAGAAUGACCGAGCGACUCUCCUGAACGUGCGGGAGGGGAAGAUCUCCUGGACCACCCCCCAGGCGGUCCACCUGAGUGAGGAGGCGAAGGACUUUAUAAAGGGGAUUCUUCAGCUGGCGCCAGAGGCCAGACCCAGUGCUUCCAAAUGUCUCACCCACCCAUGGUUUAUGAAACCCUCAGUGCCUCCCGAGGAGGUUCAUUUCAUCAACACCAAGCAGCUCAAGUUCAUCGUGGCCCGGAGCAGGUGGCAGAGAUCUUUGAUGUGCUACAAAUCCAUCCUGGUGAUGCAGUCCAUCCCAGAGCUCCUGCAGGGCCCUUCAGACAGCCCAUCCCUUGGCAUCUCCCGGCACCUCAUCAAAGAGGCCAGCUACUCCACCAGCAGCUCCUCCUCAGACAACGAGAUUGCGGCCUACUCUCGGGCCAAGUCCUUACCGCCUUCACCAGGAACAUACUCCCCCGUCUUCCAGCCCAAGACUCUCCUCCGAGGCUCUGCAAGCCUCCCCGAGGAGGGCGAACUCCCUGCAGGGGAAACUGAGCCUGGGGGGGCAGCUUCGUUUCAGGAAGGAGACAAGACUGCAGCCAAGGGUGCCACAUGCGUACCCCGGCAAAGCAUUAUCAAGAGUACAUUCUCUUGGCAGGCCCGUGAGGCCCAGGAACGAGAAGGUACGUCUCUUGUCCAUGAUUAUAGGAAGCACUUGGAGAGGGCCCGGAGGAACCUUCUGAAGGGCUGGUACUCCAAAGGAGCCCUGCGGGGCCUGCGAGAGCCGCUCCUAGAACAUUAUGAAAUGGAGGAGGAGGAAGCCAAGGAGGGCCAGAUGGGCCCGCUGACCAAGUCACCAUCUUUUGAGACAGCCCUCCGGCUGCCUGGCUCUACCUCCCGCAUCUCCAACCGAAGCCACUCAUUUGAUGACUACAGGCCAAGAACCACCAGCCCCUUCCCAGAGCUAAGCGAGGAAAAAGAGCAGAACAAGGAUCCGGCUACUGGUGAGAGUGCAGGAGAGUCCCCAAAGAUGAGCCAGUCAGAAAGCCCAGGAGGGACUACGCUUCCCCUGACACCAGCCAAAGAGCAGGGAAUCAUGGCCGGGGCCAUCUCCCCAUCCCAGCUUGCUUCACUGCCUACCUCUUCAAGCCAGAAAGAGGAAGGAUCAGUCCUGAAGGCUAGACCUCCUCUGCCCAAAAGUUCAGGUCCAAGAGCAGCAGAUACCUGCCAGGAAGGUCAGUGCCUCCCCUCAUCUGUCCCACAUUCCCAGAUGGCUUCAAGCUCACCUGGGGAAGAAGGAUUAAAGGAUGACUCCCUAAAGAGCUCAAACCCUUUUCUGUUCAGUGAUUCCACAACCACACUCCAAGGUGGCAGCCAUCCGUUGGCACCCACCCCCAAUCUGAAAGUAGCCCCAGGAUCGGCCACUGAGGGCAAACAGACAGAUGACUCCCUGAAGCACUCGAACCCAUUCUUCUCCAGCAGUCUCCUGACCACAGGCUCUGGACCCUCAGCUUACACCAGUGAUGAAGGUGGGCACAAGGAUGGACCUCUAAAGCGAUCCAACCCAUUCCUGUACAGUGACUCGGGGUCUGCCCUGCAAGAGGGCCAUCAGCUCCCUGGGAUCCCUGGAGACACACUAAAGAGAUCCAAUCCUUUCCUUUACCAUGACCCAGGGUCUGCUCUUUUGGAGGGAAGUACUACUUGGGAUGCUACCAUCCUACAAAAACAAGGCAUCCCCAGUUCAGCCCUACCUGGUACCCACAUGGAAGGGCUUCUGAAGACAUACAGCAAUCUCCUCCCAGGGCAGCCUCAGCCAACAGACUCCUCCAAGCUGUCAGCCUUCGAAACCCAAACCAGACUAUUCUCAAGUUCAGUGAGUGAACUCCAUAGCUUUUCAGGACCUGCUUUUCUGGGGAGUAUUUCCCCAUCAGAGGCUACCUCAAAUCUGACUCCCAAGAGUGACUAUUUCUACAGUGCCACAGAGUCGGCAUCCCUAGAGGAUGUUGUGGAAAAGAUGGUAGAUUUGUCCAAGGAGAUGACAGUCCUCGCCGAUUCGGUGUCUGACCAGCAUGGCUCAAAGACACAGACUGUACCCAGGAAGUUUUCCUAUGGAGAGCGUGGGGGCUAUGUAGGAGUUGGGGGCUACGGCAGUUUUGCCUUUGGGGGAGAAGGAAAUGUGCUGGGCCAGAGGCCCUUGUGGGCUGCCAGAACCUGGACUGAGUCAAUAUCAUCUGAAGAGCCAGAAGAGACGGUGCAAGAGAGCACUCCGUCCCAGACAAAGUCUUCUUCCCUCACUGAGAUUGUAGAAACUGGAAAGGAUGCUGGGAAAGAGAUUGGGAAGGAUGCUAGGAAGGAGACAGGGAAAGAGACAAGGGAAGAGACUGGGAAAGGCUCAGGGGAAUUCCUCUCAUGGGAGGAAUUUGGCAAAAGCUCCCAAGUCUCCUUGGUGCAAAUCAAAGACCUUUCUGGAGACUCAUCUGUUGGAGACACAGUGUCUCUAGACAUCUCUGAAGUGGAACCAGCUUACCUAAACUUGUCUGAUUUAUAUGAUAUCAAAUACCUCCCCUUUGAGUUUAUGAUUUUCAGGAAGGUGCCCAAACCAGUUGAGAAAGAAGUCCCAGCCCAACUGAGAGUAGAAAGCAUAGAUAAAACAGAUUUAGAAGAAACUUGGUAUAAGCAAGAAGAAUUUGGACUCUUGCCCAUCAGAGCCACUGGGCAACAAAGAAGCCUAGAGAUCAUGGAAGACUUUGAUCCAAUGGAACUCAUGGGUAAGGACACCAAGGGCCAUAUGUACACCAGUGGGAAGAAGAGGAAAUCCUCCCCAACCAAACCUGGCUUUUUCAAUUUCUCUGGGAAAUAUCAGCCUCUGGAGAGCCCAGUUGAACAUAGCCUGAAGAAGAAAGUGAAGGCCUCGGUGGCCCAUAUUUCAAGAAUCCUGAAGGGCAAACCAGCAUUUGAGCAAGAAAGACGAGAAGAGGCUUUUAAGAAGAAAUCAGGAUUGUCAUCAUUCAGACUCUCAGGAAUGAAAACCAAAGACAGAGGUCUCACAGAUGAGGCUGUCAUCCUGGGCCAGUCUGUUACACUCUCCUGCCAAGUUUCUGCUCACCCAGCUCCACAGACUGAGUGGUUUAAAGAUGGGAUCUCCAUUCAAACCAGUGGCAGGCUACUCAUCUCCUCUACACUCAAAAACUUCCAGCUUCUGACCAUACUGGUAGUCACCGAGGAAGACCUAGGUGUUUACAAGUGUACCGUGAGCAAUUCCUUGGGGAUGGCAUCUACAAUUGGCAUCAUUAGGAAAGCAGAAAUUCCCUCCUCUCCACCACGCCCGGACAUUGGAGAAAUAUAUGAAAAUGGGGUGCUCCUGGUCUGGAAGCCCGUGGAAUCCCACAGUCCAGUGACUUACAUCGUACAAUGCAAGAUGGAAGGUGGAGACUGGAUCACACUGGCGUCAGACAUCUUUGACUGCUGUUACUAUGCCAACAAUCUCUCUCACGGCGGGAUGUACUCCUUCCGGACAGCCUGUGUCAGCAAAGCAGGCAUGGGGCCAUACAGCAGUUCCUCAGAACAAAUCCACAUUGGCGAUUGCAACCAGAUGGGGGCCUCCAAGGAGAAAAAUGGGAAAGUGAUUCAAACUCAGUCUCUCUCAAGUCAGCAAACUUAUGCCUUUCAAAUGGAAAUACGGAGGGGUCGCUUCAGUGUUGUCCGGCAGUGCAGAGAAAAGUCCAGUGGGCGGGUUAUGGCAGCAAAAAUCAUCCCUUACCACCCUGAAGACAAACUAGCCACACUUAGAGAAUAUGAGGUCCUGAAGGCCAUCCACCACCCCAACAUCGCACAGCUCUUUGGGGCCUAUAUCAGCCCCCGACAUCUGGUACUCAUCUUGGAGUUCUGUCCUGGGCCAGAAUUACUUCACUGCUUGGCUGAAAGAACAUCCUAUUCCGAGAUGGAAGUGAAGGACUAUUUGUGGCAGAUCCUCAGUGCCACUGAGUUCCUCCACGCCAACCAUAUCCUGCAUUUAGAUCUAAGGUCAGAAAAUAUUGUUGUUACUGAGUACAACUUACUCAAGAUCCUCGACUUUGGCAAUGCUCAGUUCUACACACAAGACAAGGUCCUUCCCACGGAGAAGUUCAAAGACUACAUUGAAACCAUGGCUCCUGAGCUCUUGGAGGGCCACGGAGCCGUCCCCCAGACAGACGUGUGGGCCAUCGGUGUAACUGCUUUCAUCAUGCUGAGUGCGGAGUACCCCGUGAGCAGUGAGGUGACCUGCGACCUGCAGAAGGGCCUGAGGAAAGGGAAGAUUAAGCUGAACCGAUGCUAUGCCGGCCUGUCGGGAGGAGCCGUGUCCUUCCUCCAGAGCACCCUGUGUGCCAACCCAUGGGGAAGACCCUGUGUAUCCAGCUGUCUUCAGUGUCCUUGGCUGACCAAAGAGGGCUUAGAACAUACCCAGCAAAUGUCAGUGACUUUUUCUACCAACCGGCUAAAGACUUUCGUGAAGGAGCGGGAAAAGAAGCGAGCCCUGCUUUACAAGAAACACAACCUUGCCAUCCUCCACUAAGUGUCCCGAGAGCACUCCUACAUAUUUGAUCCCAUUCAUUGAAGUGAUGAUGUCUGCCUCUGACUUAUUGCAAAUGUGGAGACUUGGAGUUUGGUAGAGCAGAGGAUGUUGUUUUGAGUGCUUAGUUUAAUUUGGAAAUUUCUGUUAAAAACUGGCUAGUCUCUACAGCUCUAAAUCUACACAGAACUUUGUCCCAUUCCUGCUCCUGAGUGGCCAGUGCAUCAAAGACUCUGAGUUCUGGGUUGGUUCCUCUGCCUGACUUUUCCCAAAAUUGGUCUAUCCAACCUUCAAUGACUUCUGUCCUAAAGAGACAAGUCAGCAGUGGCUUCUGGACACAGAUCUUUGUCAAGUGUCCCCUGAAGAAGUUGGAUUAGAAAAAGUGAGUUGCAAUGAAAUCAGUCAGAAUGCUACUCAUUUCAGAAGAAGUUGGCUGUGGCAAUGGAGAUUGUUCUGUAUCUUCUAGAUCAUUGCCCCAGUUGACUUAAAGGAAAAUUUGGGACUCUGCAGACAGCCAUUUAAAUUCUAAAAGCAAGAUGGUACCCAUGAGUGGACACUCUCCUGCUUCAGGUUAAGCAUCCUUACAAUCAAUUCUUUCAUUCUCUGUGGAGUCACUUGGGAUUUCAACCAGUUCUUCAGUAUCAAUAUUUGCCUCCAGGAAAUCAGAGGAGCCUGGAGCUUUGCCAUUUGACUAGAAUACCACAAAUAUAAUUAAGUUCCUUCUGUGUGCGAAGCCCCUUGUGCUUGACCCUAGGGGAGAUAUAAAGUUUAAAUAAUAUGUAAUCCCAGACCCUCAUGAUGCUCAUAUCUAUAGUUAAGGAAUAAGACAUUACAGAGGCUUAACAAUCUUACCUGUGGGCUCUUUGGUCGAGGGUGCCAAGUUGGGAAAAGGGAGAGAGACUCCAAAAUUUGGAGGAGGAAGCAAAGUAGUCUUCCCUUAAUGGAUGAGAGGGAAACUCGACUAGCCUCCUGGAAAAAAAAGUCUUAUAUUGUUAUGUUUUUCCAAGGCUCUCCCCUUAAAGUUUCUCUAGCUUUCAAGAUGUUUUGUUAUGGUAAAUAAAAGUGGUCAAAGUGGUAAA